Messenger RNA from Notothenia coriiceps (black rockcod), 1732 nucleotides. RefSeq names its product chemokine XC receptor 1-like. The record is from RefSeq and is a predicted model, not a curated record. Gene Ontology annotation, biological process: cell chemotaxis; positive regulation of cytosolic calcium ion concentration; calcium-mediated signaling. The coding region runs from base 55 to 1098 and encodes 347 amino acids. The transcript has 2 exons. NCBI's taxonomy places the organism in Eukaryota, Metazoa, Chordata, Actinopteri, Perciformes, Nototheniidae. Gene Ontology annotation, cellular component: membrane; external side of plasma membrane. Gene Ontology annotation, molecular function: C-C chemokine receptor activity; C-C chemokine binding.
CGAAGGACGUUGGUGUUUGCAGACUCUCUACUUGCUGAAACUUGCUGAAGGAAUAUGGCAACAACUGACUCAGCCUAUAACCUAACCACAUACGAUGAUUCCUACUAUGAUUACGAUUAUGAGGAUGAAGUGUGCAACAAAUCAAGCAUCGUUCAGUUUGGAGCAACCUUGACUCCAGUGGUCCUCUCCAUUGUGGUCAUCCUCAGUCUGUUUGGCAACAUCCUGGUCAUCGUGAUUCUGGCAAAGUAUGAGAAUCUCAAAUCUCUCACCAACACUUUGAUCCUAAACCUGGCCAUAUCGGAUCUCUUCUUCACCGCAGGUCUGCCCUUCUGGGUCUACUAUCACAUGUACGGAUGGACUUUAGGCCAACUUGCAUGCCAGAUAGUCAACUUUUUAUUCUACGUUGGUUUCUACAGCAGUGGGAUCCUCCUCAUCAUGAUGACUGCUCACCGUUAUGUAGCCGUCAUGAAUCCUCUGUCUGACAUUGUCUCCACCACAGGCUCCUACAGUGUUAUAGCGUGUGUGAUCAUCUGGGCAGUGAGUAUAUUGAUUGCCAGUCCAACCUCCGCCUUUUCCAAAGAUGACCAGAAUCACUGUGUGUGUGAAAAUUCUUUCUGGUGCUUAUUGGGAAUCUAUCAGCAAAAUGCUCUCUUCAUUGUGAGUUCAGUGGUGUUUAUUUUCUGCUAUUCUCAGAUCAUCUGCAGGUUGCUGCGGCCUACUGCUCGAAGAAGAAAGAGCAAAACUUUAAAACUCAUUUUUACCCUUAUGGUUGUUUUCUUUGUCGGCUGGGGACCUUUUAAUAUAGUGAUAUUUCUAAAGUCAUUUAAUUACUGGCCCAAAACAUCUGCUGACUCAAAGGAUCUAUUGGAAAAUUGUGAAUCAUCAAAGCCACUCGAUUACGCCUUUUACAUUAGCCGACUUCUGGCUUUUUCCCACUGCUGCCUCAACCCUGUGUUUUAUGUGUUUGUGGGGGUUAAAUUCAAAAACCACCUGAAGAAAAUGCUGAAGGGCUGGGGACAAAGCAACAACGGCUUACGCAAUAGGCAUAGCCGACUUACAAUUACAUCCAUAACAAGUGGUGAGGAACUUUCUAUUUAGUUGAUAUGGAGAACAGAGGUGAAACCCGAACUUCUAAACCAGAAAAGAGAACAUCUAAAAUCCUAUUGACAUUUGAUUUAGUUGUAUCUGGGUAGAAUUCUCCUGAUCAGAUACUCAGCAUAAGCUCCCCCCCCCUUUUUAUUUUUAUUUUUUAUAAAGCUUUAGACCCAGAAUCAGCACUUCUAACAGGGCUGACAUAGAGGGAUACGAGAGAUGUCUAAAAUGCAUGAUCUGUUUGGUAUUUUGUGCAAAACGCAUCACAGACAUGUUUUUUUAUAUAUUUGUAUAUAUCUGAGACCCAUAAUAUAUGCCUAAAGAUAGCAUGAUAGGAGAACUUUAAAUUAUCUAUCCUAGAUUUGGGACAGGGGGACAAAUGCAAAUUAAUUUAGCUUCAUUAGCUUUUUAAGUUGGUUCUAAAAAUUGUUCUAAAAAUGAUAUGUGUUGUACAUUAUUUAAUCAAACAUGUAAACCAAUUCCAUUUAUUUCCCCCUUUAAAUUUCCAAUCAAGUUUUGUGCUUCAAAAAAAAUCAGCUCUGUAUCAGUUGGUAAAUAUUAAUGUGAUUUCAAAUUCAUGUUGAUACAUUGAUUAUAAAUUGCACUGUAGAUAAUAUGUGAAACACUUCUUCACUGCAUU